AUGGCCCCAUCAUUAUCAGAUCUGUACUCGUUGGUAUCGUUACCAAGGAUAACUGACCUCGACUUGUCUCACCAAGUUGUGAUUCCAACCAUAUCCUCGACCAAUACCACCCAUAUUGAUAUCGGUAUAUCAAAAUCAAUCAUCUCCAGUUACAUAUUAAAACCAACACCAAAAUUAGUAUGGUCAUUUCCAUUAUCACCAUCCACCAUUGUAGAAUGCAUGGAUGUUCAAGAAGUAGAUGGUAAUGGGACUGAUUUCAUAAAAAACUACGUGGUUGGUACUACCGAGCGUAAGACUAACAAGGUUUUGUUAAUUAAGAGACAUAACGACUCUGCAGACCAUUUUGAAAUCAAGUUAGAUUCAAAGGUUAAGGGUGUUAGGUUUUCACAAUGUGGUAAAUUUGUCUACGCUAUUUUGAGUAAUGGCGGAAUCAAAUUAUUAAAGAUCAACGAAGAUAGCUUUGAAGAUGUAUCAUUGGAUUUAAAGCUCAAGUCCGGCAAUGAAUUAGUUUACCACAAGUUUAUUUCAAGCCAUGAAUUCAAAUACAAUAACGAUUUAUUGUUAACUAUUGAAUCUAACGAAAGAAGUCUUGUUUAUAAAUUAACCUCCUUGAAUUAUGAAAAAUCCUUCGAGAUCAACCAGUUUUCUCAUUUUGCAGAAUGCCAGUGUAUUUUCACCUAUCAAUCAGGGGUCUUGUAUGAAUUUAAUAUUGAUAAGUUAGAAAUCAGCUCACGCUCAAUCAUCGACUUUAAAGUUUUGAAGUCAAUAACGGUUAACUCUAUUAUUGACGCUCCUACCAAAGCUAUCAACGAUUAUUCUAUCAUCUGUCCAAGUGUUGACAGAUUAUUAUUAUCUUGGAAAAGCAAGUUGUAUCUAAUUAACUUCAAAUUUCAAAGUUUAUUGGAUACUUAUACCAGACCCGACAAAAUUUAUAUUAAACAAGUGGUUGAUGUUAAAGGAAGUUCAGCAAAUACUAGUUCUACAUUUGCCGUUUAUUUACAUUAUAAUGCUCGUAAAAAGAAUACCAGCUUGAAUAUUAUCAAUGUUAAUACUGGAAUAAACACUCUUAGUGAAUGCUUGGGUAAAAGCAUUGUCAAGAGAACGAAUGAUGAUUUCAAAGGUUUAACCAAUGUCAUUAAUGAUUCAUUCGACAAAGAAUCCACAAAGAUAUCUAAAGAAUUAAAAGAGAUUUAUGAUGAAUUAGUAGAGUUAAAAACGAAAAAGAAUAUUAAUAAAUGGGAACUGAUCGUUGUUCCAUAUUUGAAAAAUGAAAGUUGGACUUCUAUCAAAAAGGCUUUAGGAAAAAAUACACCAGCACGCGAAUUUUCCGUUUUUGAAGUAGAACAAGAUAGAAUUAUUGAUCCUGCCUUUAUAAGUAAAGUCUUAUCCUUGAUAUUUGAUGAACAAUCAGAUUUCAUUCCUGAGUAUACCUUAAUUUAUCUUUUAACUCAUCCAUUAUUUCCAUACGAGCAUACAAAAGGGUUAUUAACAUUAUUUACCCAACUUGACAAACCUAGAUUAUUAAGACAAGCAAUAAUAACAUGUCCUAAUUUGUCAAUUGAAGAAAUCUCGUUACAAUUAAAUAAUGACAACUUGGAUAUCUUCCAAGAUGUUAUAACUAGAUUGAUUAGUGAAUUUUCAGUGAAUCAAAUAACUCAUCAAUUAAAUGACAUUUUACAAUCAAAGCAAAAUAAUCUUAAUUUAGAGACCAUCUUGAAUAACUUGAUUAAGCUCAAUAAUAACCAAAGUUGGUACUUAAUUCAAUCUAUUAUUGACGUUGGUGGUUUGUUUAAUUGGUCAAUGAAUACUGUAAAUAAUUUGAUCGAAAUUAUUGAAGACAAAUUAACAUCAAUAAUGGCAAAUAACUAUAACUUGACUCUUACAAACCAAGCUAUUUUAAUUAAUGAGCCUAUCAGAAAAUUAAACAAAAAUAAGAAAGCAGGUAAAAAGCCAACCGAUAAGAGCAAUAACAUCAUCGAACUGAAUAACGAGAUCCAGCAGCAACAAUUGAAUUCCAUCUUAUCCAUACAGAAUAAUGCUGGUAGAAAGUUAAAAGAUGAAGGGAUUGAGAUUUCUAAGAGAAUUCCUAAUUAUUCCAUUGAAAAAUUGAUCUUAUAG
This is a messenger RNA of Debaryomyces hansenii CBS767, 2118 nucleotides long. It is a transcript of the gene UTP8, whose product is annotated as Utp8p. The transcript has a single exon. The record is from RefSeq and is a predicted model, not a curated record. Lineage: Eukaryota; Fungi; Ascomycota; Pichiomycetes; Serinales; Debaryomycetaceae. The coding region runs from base 1 to 2118 and encodes 705 amino acids.